Messenger RNA from Meloidogyne enterolobii, 630 nucleotides. NCBI's taxonomy places the organism in Eukaryota, Metazoa, Nematoda, Chromadorea, Rhabditida, Meloidogynidae. The record is from the annotation of a GenBank genome assembly.
AUGAAUGUAACUCUAAUAGAUGAUAGUUCUGAGGAGUACACACGCAGUCAUUUUAUAUUUGUUGAUCGAAAAUGGAUGUCAGAAUUACGAUACAUUCUGGGUACUGGAUUUGAGCAACCUUUUGUUGAAGAUAAAUCAUUAUUAAGAGACGUUAAUAAUGAUAAUGGGGUUCUUAUUAAAAGUAAAAAAUUGGAAACUGUGUUAAAAGAUAGGUUAAAUAAAUUAAUUGAAUAUGUAAAUAAUCAAGAAAGAGAGAUGAAACAUGGAGGAGAAGCAUUUUUGAGGAUUCUAAAUAAGUCAGAGAUUUUUGACAUUGAUACGACAAAAGAUAAGCCUUUGGCAAUGAUAAGAAAAUACGGAAGUAUAGAUAAAUUAGAAAAUGAGGAAAAACAAAAAGCCUUCCAUUUUAAAGGAAAAUGGAGUUCUAAAAGCAUAAAAGAACCAAGCAAGCAUGCUAAUAAAAUGCUCAAGCAUGAAGGGAAGGCUAUUAAAUUAUUUGAUAUGAAUAAUGAAAUAAAGGAUUUUGAACAUGAACCUGACGCAGUUGAGCAAAUUUCCUUUGAUUUAUUUUUUUGUGCUGAUAGUGUUAAUGACAACAUUCGAAAUAAAUUUUUAGGUAAUUUUAAAUAA